This is a messenger RNA of Astyanax mexicanus (Mexican tetra), 4754 nucleotides long. RefSeq lists its product as uncharacterized. The transcript has 6 exons. Bases 260 to 4600 code for a protein of 1446 amino acids. Lineage: Eukaryota; Metazoa; Chordata; Actinopteri; Characiformes; Acestrorhamphidae. The record is from RefSeq and is a predicted model, not a curated record.
AUUAUUAUUAUAGUAAAUUAAAUGUGGUUUAUAUUGGCUGAAUAGAAUGCUGUUUAUUUUUAAAUAUAAAAACAAGCUGCACUGAUAACUGAUGAAGUGAGCGAACCGAUCUUCAGUGAUAGCUGGAGGCUCUGUUGACUUGCACUGCAGUGAAAGUUUUCUCAUGCAGAUGUACCUUCACCUGUAGACCUCACUUGUGGAUCAAGCCACCAGUUCCCCUCCUUCUCAAGAGCAAGGAGGAGAAAGGACAGAGAAAGCCAUGACAACCCCAAUCACUGAGGGCACUGGAAAAAACGCAGAAGAUUGUGGAGUUGUUCAAGACCUGGCAUCCCUUUUCCUGUCCACUGAGCCAGAAGAUGGUGAAGGGACCCCAGGAUGUUCUACACCAUUUGAAACAUCUGUUCUUUCAACUGAAGCUGAACUGGGACUUGAAUCUGCAAGUUCACCUUGUCUUUUUUUAGAAGACUUCCUUGUAGAUGAGGACAUCUUUAUGAGUCCAGAAUGUGUCGCCCUUCCUGAAGAUCAUCCAAGACCUUUCAUGGAACCACCAGUAAAUCCUGCAGUAUAUGUACCUGAUCCUGAGCCCAUUUUGAGUUCAAAACUUACUAAGAACCAAACUGAGCUUGUUCCAACUCAAAUGGAAGAGCAAGAAACUAAGCUUGCAAUCUUGGAACUGCUUCGUCUGAUGGCAGAAGAUCCUGUUCAGUCUCAUCUGGAGUCUGAACCACUUGAUUGGUUGCAGAAAAACCAUCAAGAGCCUGGUACUGAAGAACUUCAUUCCUCCCAUAACUCUCCGCCUUCCUCUAUCGAAGCCAUGGACUAUGGUGCUGUUCCAGACCUGGCAUCCCUUUUGUUGUCCACUGACGAGCUCAUAACAAUGAACACACUGCAGCCAGAUGAUGGCAAAGGGACCUUAGGAGAUCCUACACCAUUUGAAACAUCAGUGCUUUCAACUGAAGCUAAACUGGAACUUGGAUCUGCAAGUGCACCUUGUAAUUUUUUAGAUUACAUCUUUAUGAGCCCAGAAUGUGUCGCCCUUCCCGAAGAUCAUCCAAAACCUUUCAUGGAGCCACCAGUAAAUCCUGCAGUGUAUGUACCUGAUCCUGAGCCCAUUUUUGGUUCAAAACAUACUAAGAACCAAACUGAGCUUGUUCCAACUCAAAUGGAAGAGCAAGAAACUAAGCUUGCAAUCUUGGAACUGCUUUGUCAGAAAAACAAUCAAGGGCAUGGUAGUGAAAAACUUCAUUCUUCCCAUAAUUUUCCACCUUCCUCUUUCGAAGCCAUGGAGAAUGCAUUCAUAUGGCCUCCUCCAGAGGCAAGAUUCAUAUCUCAGUCUCCUCCAGAACCACAACCUUUUCAAGACGUCCCUGGACCAUCACUGCCUCUAAACCUGCCUUCCACCUCCAACUAUGUCUCAACUGAACCAUGUGGUAAUGCCUAUCAAUUACCCAGACUCCAGCAUGUCCAUCCUUCUUAUCUUCCAGUAGUCCCAUGUCUCACGGUUAACGGGAUGCAAUCAAAUCAUCAAUUACCACCUGACUUCUUCCAGCCAAGCCUUCAGUUGCCCAAUGGAAUCUGGCUCCCACAUAGUUCAUAUAUGAAGAUCAACCAGUCAAACUUCACAGUUGGCCCUCAAGUGCCUCAGAUGUAUAGCACUACAUCAUCAGUAUCAGCUGCUCCUUCAUUCAGUGAGGUCCCGCUCCUUCCUUGCCAAGACUUCCAAUGUAACACCAGCCAUGAACAUGAACAGCCCCUUGUGGUACAAUCGUGUUGCGAGGGGUAUAAUCCUUCAAAGGAACUGUAUAAAAACUACAGGCGCUGGCAGAUGUUCUGCAAGGUAGCAUCUUUUGUCUACACCAGCAGUCCAGAUGUGGAGGCCUUGGCUUGCUUCUUCAUACAAGUAAUAAACUCCAUCACUCUUCAAUGCCCCGGUGUCCCUCGUUUUGAAGCAGUGAAGAUCGCUGUGUCACAGUGGGAGAAGCUGUCCGACUUUGAACGAAUGGAGUACUACCACGAGGCUCAGAGGUUCAUGGACUAUGAACUGAAGGAAAUGGUAAGCUUAUGGACAAUAGAAGCAGCAAGCAGUCAAGACACUGAGCAACAACAGCAAACUCCAACUGUGAGAGACGAACCACCAGCCAUGGGCCAAGCUGCUGAUCAGAAGAAAGGCUCUAACUCAGCACCACCUGACGUAGUUAAAGCGGCACCAGACGAGUACAGCGAGGUCAUGGAAGCUCCAGAGACAAAUGACAAAGAAGAGUCUGAUGACAAUCAAGACAAGAAAUUCAUGCAGUAUGAUGACAAGGAGCAAGAUGGGUUUUGCAGUCACGUUGUCAGUGAGGACGACUCAGAAGUAGCACCAGAAGUAUGCCACUUACAUCCUCAAUCCCCAGAUGAAUCCAUUUAUGCUACAGCACCAGAACCAAAACAACACCCUGAACCACAGCCUCAAACUCUCCAAUCUGGCUACUACAUAGACAAUAGUAUACUUCCACCACCUACGACCUUCAGUGAAAAACCUGCUUUGCUAAAUCAAUCGAGUGAUCCUGGAAUGCCCUUACCUGACAAAGAUGUCCCGGUUCCUGCCUCAAGCACUGGGUUACAGCUUUUACCUUUUCAAAAUGUGAACACCCAGGUUAAAUUUGAAAUGUUUCCUCCACUGCCUGAACCUUUAUCUUACUUCCAGAUGAGUUCUAUCAAUCACAGUAGCAUGGGACAUCCUGAUUGUGUCCCAGAAAACUGCUCUUUACCAACAUUAGCUCAAAAGCACAUCCAUAGUGCAGUUGAAUCUUGCCUGUCUGACCAGAAUGUGCCUUCUUCUUCACAUACAAGUGCACCUAUUAUUGGUUCAGUAAGUGAAGACAUCAAGCAAGCUUCCAGUCCCAAAACCUUGUGGAAGCAGUUCCAAAGCACUGGAAUUGACUUCAAUAGUUUCCAGAAUGAUCUGGAGUCUCCUGAGAACACUGAAAAUAUAACCUCUGGGGCCUCUGUAGAAAUGUCUUCUAAGGAUGUGAUCAAAGAGGACAAUGCCGACAAAGGUAUGACAGGACAGCAGUCACAGAAUAAGAGCAUGGCCGAUUUAAAAAACGACAGGGAUGGGACUGACAUGGAAACAUUUCAUGUGACAGAUAACAAUGAUGACCUUCCCAAGAUGGUCAUGAACCCAGUAGAGCAGGCAUGUCCAGCUGCACAGCUGCCGAUUAAAGACAAUCUUAAUGAGCCCAUUGACCAUCAUACAGAAUAUCAUCAUCCAGAAGUGACUCGGCUCCUGACAACAUCCUCUUCCUCAAGCCCGAACUUCCUCACUUCAUCUACACUUUCAACAAUCCCUAGAUCAGAAAGCAAACCAAACCAAGAACCAAAAGAAAUCAACAACAAGGCUGUUCAUAGCUUUGUUAUGGACACCAGAAAGACAAGGAGAUCAGGUUCUUUGCAAUCUGAAGAGACAGCAGGAAAACAUGUUGAUGUGAAAAUGAAGACAAAGGCACCAAAACAAGCUGUAAACCCAAUGUUAGCAAAUGAGGGACACAGAAAACAUCACCUGGUAAAAGCAAAGGAGAUGACAACCGGUAAAGCAGCAAGAAGGGGCAAGCUUAAUUGGGUGACACUUGUAGAUGAAAGAAGAUGGACAAGAAGCUUUGACAAAAAGGACAAGGAUGUUCAGGCUCAUAACAAGAAGGGAAACACAAAUUAUUUGGUUUAUAAUAGAAAGACCAGUCUUGUAGAUAUGCCAAGGGUCAUCAAGCAUGGGGCUGAUGAGGAAAAAGUGCCUGAAAUUCAAGUUAUAGACCAAUCAGAGAGAAUAGACCAAUUUGAGCGAAGUGUAGUGCAAGAUCAAGUAAGCAAUGGAAGUACAGAUCAGAGGAGGAUAACUAGAAAAUGUUGCACGGCAUCCCAACAGCUUCUGUUGGGAAAUGGAGGAAAAGGAAAGCAGAAUUUGGACAAAAGCAUUGGAAAAAACAAGACAAGCUUGACUGAAGUACAAGAGAAAGCUGCCAAAAGGUCUCAAACCAGACAGCAUAGUCAACACAUGGUCAUGACGAGGAAAGGGACAAGGACGAAACAAGAGGAAACAGCAAGAAAACGACCAGCAACGUCCACCACAGGCCUGCAGUGGCAGGAGCAGAGGGAUCUUGGACAAGAUCAGCAGAGUAGAUGUGAGUACCAAGGGUUACAGUGCCAAGGUCUAAACAGAUCGUCAACAAGGAGCAAGAAGCCAUUAAAAUCAUCGCUUUUAGCUCUAGUUCUCACUCAAACUAGACGAAAAGAGGAGGAGAGAACAAACGAUAAGCGAGAAGAAAUAGAAGGAUCCUUGACAAGGGCAAAGAGGGCAAACAGUGACAAAAGCUUGGAGAGUCUUCCAACAAAGAAGCAAAAAAUGACCAGUAACAAGAAGCCAGGAUUUCAAUUUGACGUUGCAAAUUUGAAAGCUAGCAGCACACCAUCAAGCUCAGAAAGGCCGAGAUGGAAAACAAGGGGAUCUCCAGCCACCCCAAGAGAAAUGAGAGCAGAAGAGAGAGAGCAGAGGAGGUUACUCGAGUUUGUUCUUCACAAAAACACUAUAAAACACAUGGUAAAAAGCUGUGGAGCUAAAGAGUAAAAGCUCAAGCCAGUCAGAAGGGACUACGACAAAGGUGGAGCGACAGACUAGCAACACUGCAAAAGAGAAAGAGGGCAAAGUUGACAACGCAGAAACCAUCCUGAUUUCAUUUUUAUUUACAAACUUCAUAUAUUAAAAUGUCCCUUGAACAGCA